ACGCAGAGCGUCUGUUGGUCAGACUGAUGGUCGGUUACGGCAGUCUCCGAGGCAAUGCAAUCUUGUCCUCGGCUUGGAAAGUCUCCGAACCGCUAGCUCAGAUCCUCUGCGGCGCUGCCCUGCAGGGAAAGCCGCCAGCCCAUUCUCAGGGGCGCGAGUGGAAGAAUCACACUGCAGCAGAGGUAACAGACAGGGACCGAGGCCAAUGAAGGGGGAUGGGCGCAUUAGAAGAUAACGGGAUGACCGGGAUCAAGAACACGCCGCCACGCCCUCUCCGCCCGGCCUCUUAUCCUCCAGCCGGUGGGCCCGGUUAUCCUAGAUCCGGACAGCGGCUUCCGAAGUGACAGCCACGUGGACUGCGGGGGACUAGAAUGUUGGCGUGGGGGGCGGGGCUGGAAGGGCGCCCGAGAGGUGAAGAAGGACCCGCGUACGCAUGCUCGGGCGCCGGCUGCCAGGCGACGCCGCCGGGAGCGAGUACGCUCCUGACGUCACGCGCCGCUCGUCCAUUGAGCGGCGGCCGGAGGGAGGUGCCGUUCCGCCCCCUCCCGCCCCCGCCGCCGCCGCCGCCACCCCGGCAGCCGCCUCCGGGAGUGUCUGAGGGGGCGCUGGGCCGCCGCAGGCUCGGGCGCCGCAGCGCGCGGUCCGGAGCCGCCGGUCGAGGCCCAGCGUGCAGCUUGCUCCGACCCCCGCCGCCCGAUGUCCUCAAGAUGGAGUCGGCGGGGAGGGCGGCGUGAAGAAAGCGGCGCUGUGGGCGCUGGGGCAAGGGCCCGGGCGCCCCAGGCGGCGGCGGCGGCGGCGGCGGCGGCGGGAUGGGGCUGCUCCUCAUGAUCCUGGCGUCGGCCGUGCUGGGCUCCUUCCUCACGCUCCUCACCCAGUUCCUGCUGCUCUACCGCAAACAGCCCGAGCCGCCGCCGGACGAGGCCGCCCGCGCGGCCGACGGCUUCCGCUACAUCAAGCCGGUGCCGGGCCUGUCCCUGAGAGAGUACCUUUAUGGCGGCGGCGGCGGGGCUGAGGAGCCCUCUGGCGGGCCCCCCGAGGGCGGCGCGACCCCGGCCCCCGAGACCCCCGCCCCGCCGACGCGCGAGACCUGCUACUUCCUCAACGCCAUCAUCCUGUUCUUGUUCCGGGAGCUGCGGGACACCGCACUUGCCCGCCGCUGGGUCACCAAGAAGAUCAAGGUGGAGUUCGAGGAGCUGCUGCAGACCAAGACGGCUGGGCGCCUGCUGGAGGGGCUGAGCCUGCGGGACGUGUUCCUGGGUGAGACCGUGCCCUUCAUCAAGACCAUCCGGCUCCUACGGCCCGUGGCGCCCUCGGCCACCGGGGAGCCCGAUGGCCCCGAGGGGGAGGCGCUGCCCCCCGCCACCACCCCCGAGGAGCUGGCCUUCGAGGCGGAGGUGGAGUACAACGGGGGCUUCCACCUGGCCAUCGACGUGGACUUGGUCUUCGGCAAGUCCGCCUACCUGUUCGUCAAGCUAUCGCGGGUGGUGGGGAGGCUGCGCUUCGUCCUCACCCGCGUGCCCUUCACCCACUGGUUCUUCUCCUUCGUGGAGGACCCGCGGAUCGACUUCGAGGUGCGCUCCCAGUUCGAAGGGCGGCCCCUGCCCCAGCUCACCUCCUUCAUCGUCAACCAGCUCAAGAAGAUCAUCAAGCGCAAGCACACCCUUCCGAGUUACAAGAUCAGGGCAUUAAUAAGAAGCUGGAAGCCUUUACGUGUGCUCUUGGGCAUCCACGGUGUUGUCAGCGCGGGUCGAAGCAGCAUAUUGAAAAUGGAAGGGAAGUCCCUCCCUCCCCGGACGGCUCUGGGACUGUUGAGAAACUAUUUCUCUAGGUGGUUGCUGCAUUGAGGGCAGCUUUGCAGCAUCGCCUUGGCCACAUUGAGAAACUGUUCGUGGACACCAAGUACAGGCAUGAGGAGUGUGCUGGGAGCCCAGAGCUGUUGUAUUUUUGCAACCGCAGGCCAGUUUUGCCUUGGUGCUUUGGCAACUUUCAAGGCAGAGGCAGCAUCUAUUGGAAAGGAAUACUUUUCCACUGCAAAUUGGAAACGAGUUGGGAGCCUAUACAUCUUGUAGUUCUCUGUACCUUUUGUGUUAAUGUCGUCUGGGGUAAAUUCUGUAGCACAACCCCAGGCUGCCCCCUGACCUUUGAACUCUACUUGGCUGUAGGCUCCUCCCACAGUACCUGAAAUUGCCCAGCAGGUAGUAUUUUAAGAUAGGUUAGUGACUUUAACUUUGUAAAGCCUACCUAUAUCUGGCGGCUUGAUUUUUAUGUAGUGUACUAUUUUGAUUAAUGUACAAGGGUUUGGGUUUUUAUUUAUUUUUAAUAUCGUAGAGGUGGAAGGGGAAAAGAAAUUUUGUGGGGCUGGAGUCUUCACUUUGGGAAGGGUCAUAUAUGGCUAUUUCUUCUAAAACAGAUACAUUUUUAACUUAAAGUGUUUAACCCUUUAGGAUUUUCUUCUUUACCAUAAAAUUAUGUAGUCUGGUAUUUGCCUCACCUAGUUCCCUUUAGUGGAAGUUACAUAUUUCUAGAUCACUAACUUGCUACCACAGUUUAAAACAUCAGUGACCCAGAUAAUUCAGGAAUGCUUUUGUUUGGGAUGGAGUAUUGACUUGUAUUAUGUGGCAGGUUUGCCUUAGUAAUUGUGUUUGUUUAGGCUAACAGCAUAGUGACAGCUUAAAACCUUCAAGUGGCAGAAAUUUAUAAUGGAAAAUUUUCCAUAGAUUUGCACAGGAUGGUGAACUGGUCAUUCACUGUCUGAUUUCCUGUUCCGUGAAGUAGAACAUACUUAUGAAACCUACUCUUUCAGCUCUGGAAUAUGUGACUAAAUUCUCAGUGAGUUAUAGUGUUUAAGCAGUGAGGUGUUUAUAGCAGUGUGUGGCUGAGAAAGUCAUGAGAGAAAGUUGUUACAGAUUUUGAUAUGUUUUCACAACUUCAGUUCUAAUAUUUUCUAAGUGGCUUUAAGAUGCCAAAGACUUGACUAAGCUAUUAUUGAUAUUUGGGGGUUAUUUGCAGGUUAGCCAGCGGUAAUGGGAUUACAUGUCAUUUUGGGUUGGUUGGUUGGUUGGUUAGUUGUUUUCAGUGUUGACUUGAAAUUCAGUUAAAUCUGAAGGAAAUUGUGAUUAGCAGUUAUAGAGCCAUUAAUAUGUUUAUUUCCUUUGAAGGAAGUUUUAGCGUCUGUUCAAUUGAAUAGCAUCAUCAUUUAAAAUGUAGUCAAAUUGCUUUUAUUUACUGUAUCCAAAAGGAUUUUUAGAAAACCUAAAAAUCUUGGGUGUGUUUGGGUAUUAUGAUAUUUCAACUUUUAAACCUGAAAAGUUAAAUGGUCACCUCCAAAAGUCUACACUCUUGGGCUCUAUAUUCCAAAGAAUAGUCAGUAAGUACUGCACAGAAUAUAUCACUCAGUCUGUAAAUAUUUACUGUGCAACUGCUCUGUGCUUAACCAUUAUUCUGGGUACAGGGUUUCCAUACAGUCUCAACCCUAAUGGAGGUUGGAGUUUAGUGAGGAUUGAAUUAGCUGUACUUAAUAAGAUUUAGCUAGAAUGUCAUUGAUGGGGUAACAUUGAAGUAACUAGGAAGCUGAUUUUAGUUUAGUAAAAGAAAAGGAUAAAAGUAUGAGGAUGGAGAGUGCUGCUUCAGAAAGUGUUGAGUUCUCUUAUCUGUGUGUAGCUGUUCUGCCAGGAAUGUUUUAAACUACUGAUGUUGUGGAGCAAAUUCAAGUUUCAGCAAAGAGAACGAAUUAAAAUACAUUUAAGAUGUGUCACAAUUCUCAUAAUGAGAAUUAAAGUAGCUGUGGUUUCUCCUUUUUUAUAGAUGGGGAACAGUGCUCAGAGUAGUUAAAUAACUUGCCUAAAGUCACACAACUGUCAGAUGGUGAAAUCCAGCUCAGAUACAGCCAGACUACCCUUUUUUCUUAAACUAUACUGUGUUGUCCUUAAGGGAUUUUUAAAGUAUGCCAUCAAAAUAAUGUAUGUGGGAGGUAUGCUUUCAAAUAACUGAGAACUCUUAAGAAGCAUAUGACUGUACAGCUUUUCUCCCCCCUUAAAUUAGAAGUUUUGAGAAAGAUUCCUUUUAAAUUUUUUUUAAUUUAAAUCAUAAGGGUAAAUCUUUGGGUGCUACCCUAUUAAGCAUUUCAUUUUUAAUCCAGCAGAUUUUGUUUCCAAAUAGAAGGUCUUGCUAGUUUAUCCUUUUUAGCUGCCUAAUCUACUUAGUAGAGCUAAAGCAGUAAAGAGAACUGUAUUGAAUCUUAGGGUCUUUUGGCACUUGAAAUUAUUAUAAAGGAGAACUAUUUUAACAGUUGGCCUUGUUGUCACUUCUUCCCCCUCUUCAUUUGUUUUUCCAUUUUCAUAUUGCUAAAGUGAAAGUGUUUUAAAGUGGCCCAUCAGGGCUACCAGUUCUGAUCAGGAGAUGAGAAGGCAGCUUAAGUGGUUGGCUGCUUUCUAAGGACCUAGCUGAUAGACACUUCAUUUUACCCAGGUAACAUAGUUGGUAAAGGCUGUAGUAUUUUUUUUAACGAGUAUACAUUUUUUUACAUAUUAUUCUAAUUUUAUUAAUAUUCCAAUGCCACUAUCUCAGUGUUAAUUUUUUUUGUUUUUUCUUAAAAUGUACACUUUAAAAUAGUAAAUUAAAGCCAUCAUUUUAAAAAUUAUUAUUAAUCAAAAAUUAGUCUUCAAGAGAAAAAGAUUACCCGCAGUGUUCUUUUCUUCGCUCAUUUUUUUUGUUGUUCUCAAAAAUUUUGUUUUUAUUUAAUUUCCUAUUAGCAGAGAAUUAUGGGUUACCAGUGCUCUUGACUACAUGGAGAACCCAUCUUCAACAUGAAAUCUAAGUAAUAGUCCUGAGGAGUUUAGGGUUUGCGAGUCAGGUAUUUGAGAUUCUUACUGAUGCUUCUCUUCCUAGGGUAUCAUUGCUGAGUAGUCAGCAGUGGUUGCAUAUUCAAAGGCCAUAUCUGGUUCGUAGGUGCUUUUAAUUUGGCUUGCACUGUAGUUUUUUUGUUUCCUCAUUGCCAGCAUUUAAAAAUGGAUAAUAUUGCAUGAUUUGGAUUUCUGGCUUCUCUUAGGAAAAUCUGGAAGACCUUAAAGCACUAGGCCUGCAUUCGUCCUAGCAGUAAUAAGAUGGGAGAGAUGGAGUCUAGGUGCAGGAAGCUCUUACAUAGAGUGAGUCCCCACCCACUUGCUACAUUUACUGAUGACACUUGCCUGCCUGGCAUUAUAUACAUUUGAAAUUGCUUACUAAAUGAACAUUACUCUUGCUCUUCACUGCAAGUGGGAAGAGUGUUAGUAGCUGGGUAGUAGAGGGUGAUCAUUUUUAUCCCUUUUUAAACAUUAUGUCUUUGAAAAGCCUUUCACUGAACAACUUUAUUUUAUAAAAGAUAUUAUCAUUAUAAUAUUGAAUGCUAAAAACAUCAUUCUAUUGGAAAUCUUUUAAAAAUCCCUUGAAAUGUUUUUCAUUUCUCUGCAGUGUAGUGAUAGUAAGUAGACAGUGGCUGCUUUUCCCUUGAGUUUGCUGGACUUUUGCUUUAGUGCAAAGUAUGGGUCAUCAGUUAACUAGGUAUAAGUGUUUACUUCUCUGAGUUACAAAUAAGGGGGCAUCUACUUAUUGACACUGUUUGAAUUUAAUAAAUUAGUAUGGAACAAAUAUUGGAAAACUUCACUUUUCAAGUUCAUGGAAUAUCUUCUGAGCAUGACUAUUUUGUCAAAACUGUUUCAUUCUUUUACUCUUAAAAAUGUUCUGAUAUAUAUUUGUAGAAAAUUUUCACAUAUUCUUAGUGACUGGAGAUUGAGGAUAGGUCUAUAUUUAGUUUGAUAGGGUCUUUUAGCAUAAUUAUCUGUAUCUUCUCUAAUAUAUGAUUAAUUUCAGAGAACUAAAUUAGACUUGGUCUGGAAAGCCUCAUACUAUAUAGAGCCGCUUGUAAUUGUGUUAUUUCUUCCUUGGUCUGAGAUGAGAAAGCAAAACAUUUAUUCUUACGUUAAUUAUAACUUUUUAAAAUUUUAUUGAAUAUUGGAAGUAAAGAUAGUUUCUAGUAAUCAAUGUCUUCUUAAAAAUUUUCAAAAUGAAUUCUCUGAAAGCUGACAAAAUCAUUUGUAAAGUUAAAUGUAUGGUACUGUGUUUAUUCACUUACACUUUCAUACUUUUGUUUCUGUAUAUAAACAAAUUUUUAAAAAUAUCUUUGCUUAGGCUGGAAAAUACUUUAAAAUAGCUACUAAGUAUAAUUUUACUUAUAUUAGUAGAAAAAAUUCACCUUUGGUACUUUGGGAUAGUGAAGACAAGGACAUUGGGGUAUCAUUCUAGCUGUUCUAGAGUAAUGAUGUAAUGUAUUAGCUAAUUUUUAAUUUGUUAUUUCUUGUACUUCUGCUCAGAUGAGUAUCUCUAUAUAAAUGGAAUUGUAAGAUGACAUUGUCUUAGAUAAAUAAUUGUCAUUUUUUAAAUAAUCACUUAUUUUUAGUAACUAAAGAUAACUGAAGUACUGAAGACUACCAUACCAAGUGGAGAAGGAAAUGGCAACCCACUCCAGUAUUCUUGCCUGGACAGUUCUGUGGACAGAGGAGCCUGGUGGGCUAUAGUCCAUGGGGUCGCAAAGAGUUGGACAAUACUAAGUGACUAAAACACACACACACACCCCAUAGCUAGUGUUGUAAGAGUAUGAUGAUAAAAAUGGUUAUAGCAUAGUUCAUGCUUUCAAGCUGGUUAGUCUUCCUGGGAAAAACAGAAAACAGUUAAAGCUCAUUAUACUGGCAUUUGUAUAUAUUUAAGACCUUCAGUUUUGUGAGAAAUGAAGAGGAGCGAUCAGUGUCUGCUAGGCAAACACUUGAUUACUUUGUGCUGUAUAAUGUUUUGUGACCUUGGAAUACUUGAGUAUGCUCCAGUUUAGUGCUGGUUUUAACUUCUUGCAAGUUGGGUUUUCUUCAGCUAUUUUGAAUUACUAUGAUUUAGGCAUUUAAAACACUUUAGAUGGAAAAUAGUAUAUUGAAAAUUAAAUCUUUGCUCUAAAAAUUUGGCUUACAUAUUGAAAAGAGAAGAGUAAUAAUGAGGAAGCUGUUUGAGUCUAAUCAGUAGUGUAGAGAUGUGUUGGCUUCUGAGAAAGCCCUACUGUGUUACUGGAAAUAGCCAAAGCAGAUCACUAUAAAGUAGAUUGCAUUGAAGGAGCAUGCCUAAUCAGACACUUAAUAUUGACUUAUAAAUAUUACUAGUCUAUCAUAUGAGAUAGAGACACAGGUAAUAAAAUCAGUUUGCUAACCAUAUGCAAAGCACUCUGUGUGUACUUCCAAAUACUUGCUAUCUUUUUUCAUAGUUACAGGAGCUGUGUAGGAGAAGUCGGUAUCUCAUUUUUACAGAGACGGUGGAAACUUGAGACUUCCAAGGGAUUAGUGACCCUCUCAGAGUCUUUUUAAAAAGUCCUGGACUCCUAAAGUCAUGUGUGUUAUUUCUACGGAGAUAAAUCAAUGGUUACUCUACCAGGAGUUUGCAAACAAACUGGUGCUAGGCUUACAAAUUAAGAAUGACUUUUACAUUUUAUAACUUUACAUUUUAAAGUUGUUCAAACAAAAAGAAGAAGAAUGUGCAACAGACCAUAUUGGAUUCUAAAAUAUUUCCUUUCUCAUCCACUGUAAAAAAAGGUUUGCUAAUCCCUGGUCUAAACCCUGAAACAGAAAGCCCUAAAGUAAAAAACACACAAAAAAACUGUACUUCAGUGUAUACAAAAAAGGAACAUGUGUGCAUAUACAAUACAUUGAAAGGUACUUUUAAACCUUUUUUUGAGAGUCCUAUCUUUUUGGAAAGCUAAUGAUAAUGUUAUAGCCACGCUUUCCGGGAAACAGACUCACUCAGAAGGACAAUGCAGAUAGUGGAGUGCAGUUUAUUACACCGGCGGGCCCAAGGCAGUCUCCUCUUAGCCAAGGACCCCG
Molecule: messenger RNA, 7892 nt
Organism: Cervus elaphus (red deer)
Lineage: Eukaryota; Metazoa; Chordata; Mammalia; Artiodactyla; Cervidae
Gene: PDZD8
Product: PDZ domain containing 8
Exons: 2
Coding region: 810-1844 (344 amino acids)
Biological process (GO): mitochondrial calcium ion homeostasis
Cellular component (GO): mitochondria-associated endoplasmic reticulum membrane contact site
Molecular function (GO): lipid binding; protein binding
Source: RefSeq, a predicted model, not a curated record